UCGGCCAGCCCCGGCAGACGUGUCCCGGCCGCCGCACGGGUCCACCAUGUUCACGAGAGCCGACGACUACGGCCGCGCCAAGAAGACGGACGCCCGCCGACAAGAGACUCGCAGUGUGCUCUCGCUAUCGACGGCCGGCUUCUGCGUGGCCUGCCUCGUCUUCCUGCUCUUCGUGUACGAUGGGAGUCAGCCGAAGGCGGCGCGCGCGCGCAAGAGCGGCGUUCAGUUGGACGAGGACGGGUUCGAGAUAUGCCACGUGCCGGCCAUCCAGCGGCCGGAGGAGUUCUUCGACGACAUCGAGACGGUGACGGCCGACUGUCGGAGCAUGGUGCAACUGGGCAAGACGGCCGUCAGCGAGGUGCUGCACGGGGAGUGGGGCACCGCCACCAAGUGCAACGAGACGGCCGCCCACUUCCAGUGGAUCUGCCUGGACAAACGGCUGAAGAUCACGCCGGGCAGCUGCCUGACCUACUCCAUCGGGGUCGACAAAAGCUUCACGUUCGAGACGGACAUGGAGCGGCUCGGGUGCGAGGUGUACGCGUUCGACACCCUGGAUCAGGUCGACGAUCACCAGCGCUCCGAUCGCAUCUGGUUCCAGAACAUCCGCGUCGGCCUCAAUUCGUUCGACGCGCUCCGCCAGGGCAACACCGUGGAGCGCGCUAGGAACUUGCACCAGGUGGUGGAGAGUCUCGGCCACAAGCACCGCACCAUCGACGUGCUGAAACUGGACAUACGCGACCACGAGUGGGAGGCGCUCGACGAGUUCGUGCGCUCCGAGGUGCUGGACCAGGUUAAGCAGCUGGUGAUCACGCUCAACUUCAACCGGCCGAUCAACUCGGAGCACCCGCACAUGCUGAUGGAGCAGCUGCUGACCUACUACCAGCUGCUGCGCAUGUUGGACUGCGACGGCUUCCGUGUGUUCUCGUCCAAGGGCCGAGGCGAGCCGGUGCGCGCACACGGCAUGAAGCGACACUUCUACCCCGAGUACGAGAUCUCUUACGUUAACACCAACUUCUACCACUGAGUGCACUUUCCGGCUACGGCGUCUCCUCCUGCCCGUGACCACAGUCACGGGGCUGGCUGCUGCCUCGGCCGUCCGGGUCCGGCUGUCGGUCGUCUGACCGUUGAACUCAACCCCCACCGUCGCAAACCGCACCGGGUUCGGGACGGACAGAAGCUCGCGGCUCACAGUCGCCCCUUCGCACUGUUUCGCCUCGCACCGGUGGAUGAUGACACGUCGUCUGUUUCUGGCUCACCAUGGGGCUGGGCUCUGACGUCUCAGUCCACCGCACCCCGCAGUGACCGCAGUUGGGAUUGUUAACACCGAGCCGUGGUAACUCGAACUCGACGGUCAGUCUGAGCAGCGGAAGUGGUUCGUGAAGCGAGCGAGGGAACGCGUGCAUAAGUGCAGACGAGAAUAAUGGGCUAAAAAGGUGUGGCCGGUGUGGACAGAAACGGGUUUAUUAGACGGCCAUGUGGUUUUGUGUUUCAUUUGUUCUGUGCCAUGUAAUCAAACGCAAGAGUAGGAAUCAUUAAACUCGCAAAUAAAUAUCCAGAGCAAUGGGGAACU
Pollicipes pollicipes is the source of this 1570-nucleotide messenger RNA. RefSeq names its product methyltransferase-like protein 24. Bases 47 to 1024 code for a protein of 325 amino acids. The transcript has 3 exons. NCBI's taxonomy places the organism in Eukaryota, Metazoa, Arthropoda, Thecostraca, Pollicipedomorpha, Pollicipedidae. The record is from RefSeq and is a predicted model, not a curated record.